UCAACGAGUUCAAGUAGGAGUCUUCAUUUGUCUGUCAUUUUGUUAUAUGUCACAGUCAGUAUUCCCUUUCCUUCCAUCGUAAAUCCGAAAAUCGAAAUUGAAAAAAAAAAGCAACGGUCGGCGAGUAGAAGAUGGUGGCAAUUCAGGAAAUAAAGAUUUCACAGUUUGAAGUUGGAAGAAGAUAAGUGAAACACUAGUAAUGGAGAAGCGGCUUCGCUCUUGUAUAAAAUCCUCAGCACAAGAAUUCUUGGACUCGGCGACGAAACUCGCUCCCAAAUCCUCAAAGCCAGCUCUGAAAACCCUAAUUUAUGGCGUCAAACCCUCCUCGGACCUCUGCUCCUCGCUCCCUCUUGCUCUUAACCACUCCAUUUCUCGUUCCAUUCAAUCUUUCCGGAACCUUCUCGAUCCGGAGACUGAUCCCCAGCCUCCCGAGUCGCCGCCGCCUCACUCACCUCCCACCAAGCGUCUCCGAAGAUCUUCGCGGCAACCCAAGACCGAGGUCGAAUCCAGUUCGGAUCUUAAGAUGGAGCCGGAUGUUGAUGAUGAGAAGCACAGAGUUCUUCAAAGUCUUCAAAUUUUUGCUUGUAUCGCUCGUUUAUGCGUUUCGCACCCUCAAAGCGCGUUCUUGGCGUUGGAUUUGUUGCCUGGUGUUCAAGCUCUGCACGAAAGUUUGAUCCUUUUCGAGUCGGAUUUGGUAUUGUCGUCGGAGAUUGUGAAUUUGUGCGAAGAGUGGUGGAAGGAGGGUUUGGAAGGUCGAGAAUCGCUGAUUUCGCAGUCUCUCCCUUUCUUGCUUUCGAGGUCUCUAACUGAGAGAAAGAAGCAGGAUAUUCACAGAGUCUAUUCGCUCCGUGAGGCAUUUAACCUGUUUGAUUUCGAGGACGACAGCAUUGAGGACCUCAAGGUCUUAUUGGUUCGGUGCGUGAUUGCACCAUUGUAUAUAAAAACAGAGGAAGGAAGGCGAUUCAUUGCCUUCACAUUUGGAUUGAGCACGCAAUUGUUAAAGGAGUUGUUAGCCAUGAUUAGGUCCCAAAUUCCAUUUGGAAGAAAGUCGAUGCUGGAAGCUUAUGGGGACAUUUUGUUCCGGGCGUGGAAAACGGCUGAGGGGGAAUCUAAGGAUGAGAUUGAGAAUGGGUUUUUGCAGAGUCUGAUUGAGGGUGCCAUACAUGCAAGUUCGGUGGGGUUCGCUGCUUCUGUUAGGAAGGUUUUGGGAACUUUUGUAAACCAGCGUACUAAUGAUGGAGUUGAAAAACUUCUGUUCCAGCUUGCUGAGCCUGUAAUAUUCCGGUCUCUACAGGUUGCUAAUUCAAAUGUUCGUCAUAAUGCAUUGCAUAUACUUCUGGACUUGUUCCCUCUUGAAGAUCCUGAUUCCACAAAAGAGGUGAAAGAUUCAUUGCUUGAUAAACAAUUCUAUUUGUUGGAGAAAUUACUCAUGGAUGGUUGCCUAGAUGUUAGAGUGGUAGCAGUGGAAGGUUGUUGUCGCGUCCUUCAUCUAUUUUGGGAAAUUAUACCAUCACCAACCAUCACAAAAAUAAUUAGAAUAAUUUUUGACGACAUGUCACAUGAUAUCUCCUAUGAAGUCAGGCUGUCCACAUUGAAUGGCAUCAUAUAUUUGUUUGGAAAUCCUGAGUCUCAUGAAAUUCUUAAAGUGCUUCUACCAAGACUGGGGCAUUUGAUCUUGGAUAAUGUCCUUUCCAUACGGCUUGCUAUGGUAGAUCUUCUCCUUCUUAUAAGGGAUAUUCGAAAUUUUCAGUUUAAUAAGGUUGUGAAGUUAGAUGUGUUAUUAUCUACACUUGCUGCUGAUCAACCCCAUGUUGCUCAGAAAAUCACAAGAUUGCUUAUGCCAUCUUAUUUUCCCUCUAAAACAUCAAUUGAUGAAGCUUGCAAUCGCUGUGUUACACUUAUUAAAAGAUCUCCAAUGGCUGGAGCAAGGUUCUGUGAAUUUGCUGUAUUAGAAGGGGCAUCUCUUAAGUCCCUCUUGGAACUUGUCAGAGCAUUCCUUAGCUUGAUCUUGUCAACUGAUAAGCUGGAUACUGAAUGCAUUGAUGGUUUACUUGUUGCUGCUUCCCACCUCUGCAGCACCCUUUCCUGUGAGCCAUAUUACAAAAAUGCUCUUAAGGAACUUCUUUCUGGUGAAAAGUUAAAGUGCUUGUUUGCUAGUGCCUCUAGUAGGCGUGCUCAAUCAUGCAUAGUUGACAUUGUUUCCACCAUCUGUGUGGCUGAUGUGGCUGGGCUUCUAGAUUUAUGUGUGGAUCGAGUCACAAAUUGUACUGGUUUAUCGCAAGAUGUGGAAAGGCAAGCUGAAGUGAGGUCUGUUCACAAGCUACUAAUAUCUUGUGGUGGCUUUGAUGAUAUGUUUGAAUCUCUAACAUCGCUUCUGCAAAAAAUUGCUUAUCGUUGCCAUAUUAAAUUUGGAAUUGAAAUGCCAAAGAUGAAUGUUUCCUCUGCAAAAAGAAAGAGAUAUAAGUUCUCUGGAAAAUUGUCAGCACCAUGGAAAAAUGUCAGUGGAAAAAAGCCAUCCAAUUUUGAGGAUGACUAUUCUGUUGCUGUAGGAAUAGCCUGGCAAAUAAACGACAUGCUUAAAUCUGAGGACACUCAGAAAGCUAUAUUGGAAUCUCAAGCUUUAGAAUCAUCAUUUUUAGCUUUAAAAUUCAUUUCUGAGGUCAGCAUUUUGCAGUGCACGCACAGUGAAAAUAUGGAUGUAUUACCUGUUUUGGCAUAUACAGCUCUUUCUCUUCAUAUGACUCUUCAAAAUGUUAGCAUAAGAAGUUCAAAAGACUCCGGUAUUAAGAAGAAUGAAAGCUCUGAUUCUUCAAAAUCAAGUACAAAGACAGUGUUGGAACAGACAUUAAGUCACAUACUUUACUGUACAGAGAAGCUCUUUGGAGCUGGUGGCUCUGACAGAUCAGGCAAAUCACCUUCAGCAUCUCAGGAGGCUAACCAUAAAAGGACUCAUUGUUACAAAGAAAGUAACAGUGUUAAAGCAGAUGCAUCUAGUCAUGAUGAACUUAUCUUUACUGAACCAAAAAGUUUAUCAACUACAGUGAAGAUGCUUACUGCAAUUCUCAAGUUCAUGGCUGAUGCCACUGUGAUGGAUUUUGUUUUUCACAAUCAUGAAUGGUGUUUAAAGUUUGCUUCAGGGUAUAUACGAUAUGUCACAUCUACACUACAGCAACAACCCUGCGGCAAAAUCAAUUGUAAAGACGAGUAUGUGAAAGAUAUAAUGCAGUGUUUGAAGAGCUCCUUCACCUAUGCAGCCAAGAUACUUCGUCUAGCUCUUAAAGAUGCUACAGAAGAUUCACCACCUCCUCCACUAGCUUUUGAUCUAGCCAAUGAUCUGCUUGAUAUAACCUUGACUGAAUUGUAUUUGGGCUCUGGUUAUGCUGAAAGGUUUGUGGCAGCUGCUAAGCCUUGGCUACCCGAUUUGAUCCUGGCAUUAGGAUCUAGAAACUUACUGAAACAGAUUGAUGGAGCAGGGACACAAAUGACCACAGCUGAUUGUAUCAAAGGCCAUUUCCCAACAUGGCUAUUGGUUUUAUCCAAGAUUGAGUUGUCUGAGCUGAGUGAAGUUGGCCUUGGAGAAGAUGAUGACAGAAUUUCUAAACCAGAGGAAUUUCUUGCUUUUAAGAAAUUUCUGGGAAUGAUUGUUGAAAUGUUGAAACGAAAUCCUAGCAUACUGGAUGCCGUUGGGGAAAUAUUCUUGAUUGGCUCGGUAGUUGGAUUGGAAGGUAAGGACUUUGGGUUGGUUUUGGGACUUGUACACUUUGUAUGUGUGAAGUUAUUCAAACGUGAUGACGGAGACUGGGGUGAUAUAAUGUUGACUUCUCUGCAGCAUAUAUACCUUAAGAUCGAGAGACAAUUAGAAGAAGAAAAUCUUGAGGUUGGAAGGGAAAAUUUGGAGAGUGCAAGAGCAUUGCUUGAACCUGUUUGGAUGUAUCAUUUGUAUGAAACUGGGAAGGUUUCUAUGAUGGAAGAAUAAUAGUGCCUUUUAAUUAUUUAUUUUUUAUUUAAACAAUAUUAAUAUAUUUAGUUUAAAAUCUAUAAAGUAAUGAAAAAGAAAAAGCAAAACGUUUUUCUUAA
Molecule: messenger RNA, 4077 nt
Organism: Ziziphus jujuba (common jujube)
Lineage: Eukaryota; Viridiplantae; Streptophyta; Magnoliopsida; Rosales; Rhamnaceae
Exons: 5
Coding region: 200-3976 (1258 amino acids)
Biological process (GO): mitotic sister chromatid segregation
Cellular component (GO): nucleus; condensin complex
Source: RefSeq, a predicted model, not a curated record